AUGCCUCCAAAACGAAAGCAACGCGCAGACGAUGGGGACGGGGCGGAUGAACAGCAGGAAGAACACGCCCGCAAAAGAUUCGCGAUAUUAAAACCCCGCAUUCGCCAUAUCUCGGAACGUAGAAUCAAGACAAAAUGGACGACUUUACCGGAUUCCGUUCAAGAAAAGAUCAAAGAUCUUUUCCAAUCAAUUGAACGGCCGGUUAUCACUAGACACCGUGACGAACGAAAGCGUAUUGACGCCCAAGCCGCUGUUGUUGCAGUGAGAAAAAAUUUAGGGAGGCGGUUACCGCGAAUGCCAUUCCCUCCUGGCACUAAGGACGCCGAUUUCGACUAUGAAGCUGCAUUGGAGGACAAUCGCGUCUUGGAACUUCAAUUGGCCACAGCCACAAAUUCAGCAGAUUUAUUGAGAGCAGAAAUCCACCGGGAAGAAGCGCAGCUUGCAAAAGACAGAGCACAGCUUGAAGAGCUGGAGAAGAAUGCGAAAGCAGCGCAAGCAGAGAGAAAGAGACAAACAAAAAAUGCUCACCCGGUCUUUCGACACCUCGAACAUUCGGCACAACAUUCUGACGGCGGAGGCACAGACUUUACCUUUGCUGGGCCGAAGGAUAAUGGGAGCAUGCUGUGCGAGAUUGAUGCGGAAUCUCAGCUCUAUCCGCUGAUUAAGCAGCUGCGUAGCCAUCUCGAAUCGAUGCAGAACAACGCCGCGCAGCUUGCCGGCCUCAGAGAAGCCAUUUCUCGUUCCCAGUCAUGCUUGAACCUUUUACCGUUACGGUGA
Messenger RNA from Paracoccidioides brasiliensis Pb18, 777 nucleotides. RefSeq lists its product as uncharacterized. The coding region runs from base 1 to 777 and encodes 258 amino acids. The transcript has 5 exons. The record is from RefSeq and is a predicted model, not a curated record.